Molecule: messenger RNA, 771 nt
Organism: Vigna radiata var. radiata (mung bean)
Lineage: Eukaryota; Viridiplantae; Streptophyta; Magnoliopsida; Fabales; Fabaceae
Exons: 3
Coding region: 252-638 (128 amino acids)
Source: RefSeq, a predicted model, not a curated record
AUAGCUUCAUUGUCUUAGCUCACGCUCUUUCGAAAUCGCUUUGGGCUUCAUUUUCGCAAUCUCAUUGUCCUUGGUCCUUGUGGUUGCCCUGUUGGCCUUCCUUAUUGGUGUGGGUGUGGCGGUGAUUGCAUCUUUUGGUUGUUGGUGUGUUGGUGUUGCGAAAUGACGAAUCUUUGAGCAGGGUAUGGUUUUGUGAGAAUUUGAUUCCUUCCAAAGGUGCUAUAGAAAAAAAUCCAAGAAUAUUGCAUUGGAUGAAUGUAGAUUUGGGAGACAACGUAGUGAAAGGAGGUUUGGAAACUGGUCUGGUUAAUGAUGAUGUUGAUAUUGAUUUUGGUACGUUUAAGGAAGAAAGUGAUCUUAAGGAUGAACCAAGACAAAAAAUGAAAGAUGACAAGGCAUCAACAAAGAAGCUACUUAAGAGAAAAUGCAGAGAGAGUUUUAUGCAAACUUUACACCAUCAAAAAAGUCUAGUUGCAAAACUUAAAAGGAGGGUUCUUGUGUUGGAGGAAGAGGUGGCAUUUGAGAAAGUUAGACGAAGAAGACCAGAGGAUGGUGGACAAAGUGUGCCUCGUGAAGAACCGUCUAUCUCCCUGAGAGUCUUCUCCCCGGGUGGCAUCACUCUGGGCGGCAUCUCCUAAAAAGGCAUGUCCACUGAUCGUCCUCCAAUGAAGACAUAUGUCAGGAUGGGGUCACGGAGGCGUUACAAAAGUAGAGCACUUAUGACUCCUUAUGUAGGAUUGCUUAGGAUAAAAAAUUAGUGAUAUUUGUAAA